UUACAACAAAACAAUGAAGAUGUGGUAUUGCUGUACUCUGUAUUGGAAGAAAAGCUUGCAGCUCAAUAUACACAGAGAGAAAACAUGGCUUGUUACACUGAGCUGAUAACGAGAGAAAAGGAACGUCUGAUAAGUAUACUAUCAGACAUGGACAUCCAGAGAGAAGACAUGGAAAACCAAUGGAAGCAGAAGUUUGAUUUGGACAAACAACAUGUUAAAAAACUGAAGACAGAACUGAAGCAAGACAGAGAUGAUCUGGAUAGAGAGAGUGAGAUGAUGAAUACAGAGAAACUGGACUUGGAGCUGAUGAGGUCUGACAUCCUGAAACAAAGAGACAUAUUGGAACAAGUGAUACAAGAUAUGAAAGGGGAAAGCUUCAAAUUGGAAAUCACAAAGGCUGAGUUACAAAAGAAGAAAGAAGUAGGAGACAGUCAGCUUGAUGAGGUAAACAGAGAGAAAGGAAACAUUAAAGACUUGAAUCUUCAACUUCAGUCAGAAAGAGACAAACUUCAGGACGACAUAAACAUGAUUAUCUUCAAACAAAAAGAGCAAGAACUGAAGGAAGAGGAGUUCAAAAGACAAGCACAAGAGCUGGAAACCAGUAAGAACAGAGUCCUGGCUGAAAGAGAUGAACUGGAACUUUGGAGGAAGGAUCUCCAUAACAAGAAAGAAGAGGUUGAAGCUGCCACGAACACCAUCAGUGGAGAGAGAACAGCUGAGUCAGAUGAAGAGUAG
Molecule: messenger RNA, 735 nt
Organism: Pseudoliparis swirei
Lineage: Eukaryota; Metazoa; Chordata; Actinopteri; Perciformes; Liparidae
Product: trichohyalin-like
Exons: 1
Coding region: 85-735 (216 amino acids)
Source: RefSeq, a predicted model, not a curated record